Mitosporidium daphniae is the source of this 728-nucleotide messenger RNA. RefSeq lists its product as uncharacterized. NCBI's taxonomy places the organism in Eukaryota, Fungi, Microsporidia. The record is from RefSeq and is a predicted model, not a curated record. The transcript has a single exon. The annotation marks the transcript as partial.
AUGUUUCCCUUGUUACGGGAAGCGGCAAUACCGGCGAAAAACGUCUACAAUACAAUUUUGAAUGUUCUGGCUCUUGUUAAUUUGAUGUUUCCAAAAAGGCUUGUCGGGAUUGAUGGCGGUACGCCAAAGUGCGAUGUGUUUUCUCACGCAAACUAUUUAAAAGCGUUUUCAGACMAAGAUGUCGUUUGGAGCUUUUUGGUUUGCUUUAUUUUCCCGUCGUGUUCGCAGUCCAUCACUACCAACUCAUCCACUUUGACUUUGCCGUUUUUCAUGUCGCAGGAGGUUGUAAACGGCUUUUUAAAACUUCCGGAAUCGUUUUCUUUGUCAUCGAUUGCAUCCGCCAAUGCCUUUGAUAUUGUAUCGCGUUUGUCGGACAAAAACCGGAAAAAGCUUUUGUAUUUGAUUAAGCGGUCUAGAAACUCGAAAUUUCGGAUUUCUGGGUUUAAGGCCAUUAACUUCGGCUCCAUUGACUUUGACGAGUCUUCCUUCAACGUGCCUGAAAAUACCCUGCCUUCUCAAUUCCUUUCGCAACUUCAGCAAUUUAUCAUCUCAACGAUUGAAGAUUCAAACGAUCGAUACAUGUUUUCAUUGCUGAGAAUAUUUUGUGCGCUUCCGACGAACACGCAUAUCAACCCCACUAGUUGCGAUCCUCUUGAUAUCACGCUUUCCGAAAACGGCCUGUAUUUUUCCAGUCUUUUCUCGAUUUUUCUGAUGAAUCGAAAGAUGGU